AUGCAACAUCAACUUCAACAAGGCAAUACUUGCUUGGAUUAUCCACAAUUAAAUCAAGAACAGAAUUAUUCCUUUGCAAUAAAUGGAUACGAAUCUACACCUUCUCCGAUGACAGGUUUAACCAGUUUAGACGUGCAGCAUCAACUUCAACAAGACGAUACUUAUUUUCAUAAUUCUUCUUAUUCGGUUAAUCCACCAUUAUCAAAUCAAGAACAGAAUCAUUUCUUUGCAAUAAAUGGAUACGAAUCUACACCUUUUCCAUUUUCUUAUUCGGUUAAUCCACCACGAUUUAAUCAAGAACAGAAUUAUUCCUUUACAACAAAUGGAUACGAAUCUACACCUUCUUCAUUAACAGGUUUAACCAGUUUAGACGUGCAGCAUCACCUUCGGCAAGGCAAUACUUGUUUGGAUGAUUCUUAUUCGGUUAAUCAACCUCAAUUAAGUCAAGAACAGCAUUAUUUCUCUGAUGCACGUUUUAGAUAA
This is a messenger RNA of Funneliformis caledonium, 483 nucleotides long. Lineage: Eukaryota; Fungi; Glomeromycota; Glomeromycetes; Glomerales; Glomeraceae. The record is from the annotation of a GenBank genome assembly.